AAUCUGUUUACAUCUGGAUCUCGUGUUCGCGGUUCGCAUGAAGUACAGCGGUUCACGACAAUUUUGUCAUUUUAAUUACUCAGAAUUACUAUUUUGCGUGUACGUUGUUGUGAAUAACUGAGUGAAAACGUGUACUUAUUGUUUUUGAAGCGAGGAAACCAUCAAUUUUCCGUCUAACAUCUGUUUCUGCAGAGUUUUCAACUUGUCCAAUUUGCUGGACAACUUUUAUUGAUCAUGGCCACAGGAAACCUCGAAUCUUAUGUCAGAAUAGAUGAAAAACUUCUGGAAGCUGAGAAGCCAGUUGAUAGAGAAAAGACCUGUCCUCUUCUUCUAAGGGUCUUUUGCAAUGUUGGCCGACACAACAACAUAAAUGAUUACAACAGAGGAAGCGUCCCAUCGAAUGAAUUACAGAUCUAUACAUGGAUGGAUGCUACUCUACGAGAACUUACGAGUUUAGUAAAAGAAGUGAAUGCUGAAGCUCGACAGAAAGGAACCCAAUUCAGUUUUGUUGUUGUUUCUCCUGACCUCAGAAUGCAUAGAUAUGUCUUCAGGGAAAUCGGAGUCACAAUCUCUGGACAGAAAGGCAAUGAGGACAAUAAGACACUAGGGCAAGCCAGGUUUGUCAUUGGAGACUACCUAGAUGUAUGUAUCACUCCUCCAAGGAACCAACAUUUUCCCAUGAUGCGCCGUGGACCCAUGAGGAUGCUUCACGAUUUCUAAUCCCUGUUUUUCACAGCCAUCAGGAAGUUUCCAAGCAGAAGAGGACAGGAGUGUGUCAUUCAUGGGCAGAAACUGCCGGAAAAUUAUUUGGAGAUAAUGUUUGUUGUGAUGAUACUGCUACAGCUCAGGACCCGCCAAUCUGCUGCCAUAGAUUCUGUUCGAAGUGAACCAUCAUGUCAGUUUUCCCAAAGAUGGCUUGGGGCAGGUCUAAUCAAACUUCAUCUUUUAGAAUCUAAACUCAGGUGAAAAUAGUCAAUUUUCAUUUCACAAUGAGUUAAUUCCCCCCCCUUUUUUUUUAACUACUCUAGUAUUUUAAAGGCUCACACAAAACCAAUGAGUUGAAGAAAACAGAAGUAAAAGUAAUGUCACUGUCCAAAUGAUAAAUUACUCAGUUAUACCAAUUUCCAAACAAUUUAACCGAUUUCUUGACGACCGCACGCGCUCCUGACAUUUAACUUUAGCAUAGAAUAAAUAGACUGGGUCAACAGAAGCAAAAGCUCUGUAAGAAUCAAUGUUAACAUUUGUUUUCUCAGAGUCGGUCAAUCUGGUACUUAUCGAAAGCAAUUUCAAGGUUAUCUACAAAUAUUUAAGUGGAAAAAACAUUAAAUUUCAAGCAAAUUCACAGUACUCCUCUGGUUUAGUGAUAAAUAAGUUUAAAGAAAACUCUUUCAAUUCCUAAAAACGUAUGUAUCCAUCAUUAUUCGAUCUCUCCCUAACGUUGACCUACCGCUAACGUAGACAGUACUUAUUGAAAGAGCUUCCUUUCGUUGUGCUUCAUUGACAUGAAAAUGGUGAUGGCUUGCGCUUCUGUUGGCGUUAGUCCCUGUAUUCUAUGGUAAUAUUUCAAAACCUCCAAUGAUUUUCUACUUUUGAAGAAAAUGAAAAUCCCUUCGAAUUUAUUUGCAUAUUCGAGGUUUAUAUGGUUGACAAGUGAGGAAAAUUUCAACAAUAAAUGUGAGGUAAAGUUUUUAAGGGAAAAUAAAAUGUAAGCCGCGAUUUGCAAUAUUACUAUCAGAGGUAUGCAUUUUGUGACUUCAGGAAUGGAUUUGUUACAUUUGUGUUGGAUCUGUAACAUUUUUAAAUAUUUAUCAUGCCUAGCAGGGAUUUUGAAUGCAUGAACAAGUAGUUUUAUUUGGUGUGUUGAAUACUUUAAUUUAUGCAUUGGAAAAAGGCAGAUGAAGGGUAGAGUUAAGUGAGCCCCUCUGUCCGUUGUUUAAGGGUUGACUAACUACUGUGUGGCGGUGGUUCUCUGAAUGAGCUAAUGCACCUGCAAUCCAAUCCUUGAAAAAUACUCCAAGGCUAUCAUUGACUCCGCUUAGCAUCUGCCUUUAGUUAUGGUGUUUACUUUCAAAAUUCACGUUUUACGUGACAGUUUAUGAGGCCAUCAUAUGAUUUUCUUUCUGCUGUUUUUGAGCAGUGAAACUGUUAUUAUGACUCUUUAACUUUUAAUUAUAGAUAAGACAUGGGAUAUUCUGCUCAUUUACCCAUAAUUUUGCCGCAUUUUUUUGACAGCAUUUACUGUUGAACUUUCCAGAUCUACAUUUUUAGAAAGUGAACAAGAUGAAAUAUUUUCCUCAACAUAAUUCCAUUGUAUUGCUAUUAUGUGAACACUUUUUCUAUUGGUAACAAUUUUUCUCAUUUUCAUUGACUCAAAUAGGACCGAAAAGGAUUUAUACUAUGUUUUUUUACAUCUCAUCGCAAUUAAAUUGUCAGUUUUAUUCAACUUUAA
Molecule: messenger RNA, 2449 nt
Organism: Bemisia tabaci
Lineage: Eukaryota; Metazoa; Arthropoda; Insecta; Hemiptera; Aleyrodidae
Gene: Bin1
Product: histone deacetylase complex subunit SAP18
Biological process (GO): negative regulation of DNA-templated transcription
Cellular component (GO): nucleus
Molecular function (GO): transcription corepressor activity; transcription factor binding
Source: RefSeq, a predicted model, not a curated record